Messenger RNA from Gastrolobium bilobum, 456 nucleotides. RefSeq lists its product as uncharacterized. The coding region runs from base 1 to 456 and encodes 151 amino acids. NCBI's taxonomy places the organism in Eukaryota, Viridiplantae, Streptophyta, Magnoliopsida, Fabales, Fabaceae. The record is from RefSeq and is a predicted model, not a curated record. Gene Ontology annotation, molecular function: zinc ion binding. The transcript is spliced from 3 exons.
AUGAGAGCUGUUCCAUUGUGUAAAUGUGGGAGGCACAAUGUUGUUUACACCUCCAAAACAAUUAGAAAUCCAAAUAGAGCAUUUUUCGGGUGCCCCAAUUUCAAGAAGAGUGUUAGAAAAAGAAGCCACACUGCAACUUUUUUUACAUGGGUGGAUGAUGCUACAUCUGAUACCAUGGAGCUGGAAGACUGGAGAAUUAAUAAGCUGGAGUUGAAUGUAGCUGAAAUGGAAUUCAAGUUGAACUUUGUGGACAUGAAGCUCAAUGAUGAAUUGCAGCUGGAGGUGAAUGACCACAAAAAGAAGAUUAAUGAGCACCAUAUAAAGAUUGAGGAACUAUCAAUGAAGAUGCAAGCAGAGUUUGAAAGGGUGGAGAAGGAAAUUAAGCAUGUGUGUAGGUGUGCUAGGGUGUAUCUACCAUUACAUGUUGUAACAUUUUUGGAAUGUAAAGAUUUGUAA